AGGAAGAGGGCCAAUCAACUGAGAGGGACUUUAAACUCCUCCUCCUCCUUCUCUACCGCCACCACCUCGUUCUCGGCCUCGUCCUCACCAUGAAGGUCCUCUACGUCCUCGCCUGCAUCGCCGUGGCUGUCGCGUUUGCUAUGGGUGAAGACGGACAUGACCACGACCAUCCUUACGAGUGUGGCGGUGCUGGCCUGUUCACGGACCCCGCGGACCACUGCGAGGGCUUCCACGUCUGCGGUUACAACUGGGCCACCAAGCAAAUGGUACACAUCAAGUACAUCUCGUGCGGCGAAGGGAUGCUCUUCAACGGCUUCCGCUGUGUGGCCGAUUCUGAGUACACCUGCCCCUACUAAUUGGCUGAUUGGCGGCGCACAGGUGUAGAGGAGGCGGCCAGACGUACACACACACACACACACACACACACACACACACACACACACACCUAUUGAUAUAUAUUCUUAUUAAUCUGCAUUCAUUAAACAUAUCUUCAGUGUAAUUUAGUUUCUCUUUUCAUUGUUUUUUUGCAUUUUUUUCUCACUAUUUGGUUGGAUAUAAAUGAAAAAAAAAAUGGUGGGUGAUUAUUAUUGUAGUUUAUUAAUAAUUAUAGGCUACUCUACCUUAACACACACACACACACACACACACACACACACGCACACAUACAUACAUUAUUAAAACGAGUGUACGGACCGAGUUGAAGAACAUUAAAAAAUCAUGAAGAUC
Messenger RNA from Eriocheir sinensis (Chinese mitten crab), 726 nucleotides. RefSeq lists its product as uncharacterized. The transcript is spliced from 3 exons. NCBI's taxonomy places the organism in Eukaryota, Metazoa, Arthropoda, Malacostraca, Decapoda, Varunidae. The record is from RefSeq and is a predicted model, not a curated record. Bases 90 to 356 code for a protein of 88 amino acids.